UCUAGAGGAGAGAGAAAGUGAAGAAAGAAUCAUAAAAAAAAAAUACUUUACGAAACCGAUGUCUUCGUCUUCAUCAGAUUCCACGGCGGCGCGUGAUCAACAUGCGCCACUGCUCCGCCCGCGCCAAGACGGCUCUCCUUCUUCAGCCCGGCCUACGGCUCUCGCCGUUCUCUUGGGACGGAUCACCGGCCACCGAGCUCCGUCGAUGCUGGUGAGAGAGACGGCGGCGCGUGCUUUAGAGGAGAGACGCAUCGACUGGGGCUACUCGAAGCCUGUAGUCGCCGCUGAUAUACUGUGGAACGCUGCUCUGGUGGUUGCAUCAGCGGUUAUGCUUGUCGGUACAAUCGAAGAAAGGCCUAACGAGCCGAUUCGGGUCUGGAUCUGCGGCUAUGGGUUACAGUGCUUGAUCCAUGUGGUUUUGGUUUGGUCCGAGUAUUGGAGGAGAAACACGAGCCGUAGAGCUAGGGAUUUGGAGUCCGGAGAUCCUCAAGGGCUUUUGGAUUACAGUGAGUAUGAUUAUGAAGAAGACGCUGACAAUUCAGCAACCUACAGUUUUGCGAAAAGAUGUGAGUCGAUAAACACUGUGAUAUCGUUCAUAUGGUGGAUAAUCGGAUUCUACUGGGUUGUAGACGGUGGAGAUCGGCUUUUAGCAGAAGCUCCUAACCUUUACUGGUUGUCAGUGAUUUUCCUGGCGAUUGACGUGUUCUUCGCCAUUUUCUGUGUCGUUUUGGCUUGCCUUGUUGGAAUAGCUCUUUGCUGUUGCCUCCCUUGCAUUAUCGCCCUUCUUUAUGCCGUUGCAGGAACAGAAGGAGUAUCUGAAGCAGAGCUUGGUGUUCUUCCCAUGUACAAAUUUCACGCUUUCCAUAGCAACGAGAAGAACACUACCGGAACUGGUAAAAUGGUUCCUGUUCCGAUCAAUGGCUUAUGCUUAGCUACUGAAAGAACACUGCUUGCCGAGGAUGCGGACUGUUGUAUAUGCUUGAGCUCAUACGAGGAUGGAGCAGAGCUUCAUGCUCUUCCUUGCAACCACCAUUUCCAUUCCAACUGUAUCGUUAAAUGGCUAAAAAUGAGAGCAACAUGCCCUCUCUGCAAAUACAACAUUCUUAAAGGAACCACUGAUCAAUCUUGAAGAUGAAAUGCUAAAAAAGUAAAGACACAAGAUUCUGCACACAAGGGAACAAGUUCCAGUUUUUCCUCAAUUAAAACUCUUCUGUACAUAUAUGUAUAACAAUCAAAAUCAUGUAUCUUUUGUUAAAAGUAUUUUUAAAUGUAAAAGAUCAGAUUUUUCAAAUCA
Molecule: messenger RNA, 1294 nt
Organism: Eutrema salsugineum
Lineage: Eukaryota; Viridiplantae; Streptophyta; Magnoliopsida; Brassicales; Brassicaceae
Product: E3 ubiquitin protein ligase RIE1
Exons: 5
Coding region: 59-1129 (356 amino acids)
Source: RefSeq, a predicted model, not a curated record